Messenger RNA from Syngnathus typhle (broad-nosed pipefish), 2256 nucleotides. RefSeq names its product 6-phosphofructo-2-kinase/fructose-2,6-bisphosphatase 4-like. Gene Ontology annotation, molecular function: 6-phosphofructo-2-kinase activity; ATP binding; fructose-2,6-bisphosphate 2-phosphatase activity. NCBI's taxonomy places the organism in Eukaryota, Metazoa, Chordata, Actinopteri, Syngnathiformes, Syngnathidae. Gene Ontology annotation, cellular component: cytosol. Gene Ontology annotation, biological process: fructose metabolic process; fructose 2,6-bisphosphate metabolic process. The transcript is spliced from 14 exons. The record is from RefSeq and is a predicted model, not a curated record. The coding region runs from base 75 to 1586 and encodes 503 amino acids.
CGUGACGUAACAUAGCGCGAUCGAGUGGGAGGCUGAGAAGAAGACUGGAGGCUGCAUCCUCGUUGAUUACCACCAUGAAACCCCGGUCACCUUCGGAGCAGCAUCACGGGAAAAGACCCCGUGUCCCUCCUGCAGCAGCCUCCACGUCGCCGCAAGACGCAAUGGAGGACGCUCCUCUGCCGAACCCGCGAGAACUCACCCAAAACCCCCUCAAAAAAAUUUGGAUGCCGUGUAAAAAUGGCCUUCCCGAGAGGCACAUUUCUCAAAGGAAGGUCUGCAUGACAAACUGUCCUACGCUGAUUGUGACGGUGGGCCUUCCUGCUAGAGGGAAGACCUACAUCUCCAAGAAGCUCACCCGCUAUCUCAACUGGAUAGGGGUUCCCACAAGAGAGUUCAAUGUAGGACAGUACAGGAGAGAGUGUGUGAAGAUCUACAAGUCCUUUGAGUUCUUCCGUCCAGACAAUGAAGAAGGGUUAAAGAUCAGAAGGCAGUGCGCUUCGGCAGCUUUAAAUGAUGUGCGAGAGUACCUCACAGAAGAAGGAGGCCAAGUUGCGGUUUUUGAUGCAACAAACACCACCAGGGAAAGAAGGGAAACCAUCAUUGAAUUUGCAGAGCAGAAUGGCUUCAAGGUGUUUUUUGUGGAGUCCGUGUGUGAAGACCCAGAUGUAAUCCAGGAGAACAUUGUGCAAGUGAAGCUGGGCAGCCCCGACUACACUAACUGCAACACCGAGGAGGCGGUUGAAGACUUUAUGAAGAGGAUUAAGUGUUAUGAAAAUUCUUAUGAGACAUUAGAUGAGGUCUUGGACAGAGAACUCUCCUACAUCAAAAUCAUGGAUGUGGGUCAGCGAUAUUUGGUCAACCGGGUGUUAGACCACAUCCAGAGUCGAAUCGUCUACUACCUCAUGAACAUCCACAUUACACCUCGCUCCAUCUACCUGUGUCGACAUGGAGAGAGUGAGCUCAAUGUCAAGGGUUGCAUCGGAGGCGACUCGGGCCUCACGCCCAGAGGCAAAGAGUUUGCCAAGAAGCUAAGCCAGUUCAUUGAAGCUCAGGGCAUCAGUGAUCUGAAGGUGUGGACCAGUCAAAUGAAGAGAACCAUCCAGACGGCAGAAGCUCUCAGUGUGCCCUACGAACAGUGGAAGGUCCUCAACGAGAUUGACGCUGGUGUGUGUGAGGAGAUGAUGUAUGAGGAGAUUCAAGAUAAUUACCCUCUGGAGUUUGCACUGCGGGACCAGGACAAGUACCGCUACCGCUACCCUAAGGGAGAGUCUUAUGAGGACUUGGUGCAGCGGCUGGAGCCGGUCAUCAUGGAGCUGGAGAGGCAGGAGAACGUGCUUGUCAUCUGUCACCAGGCCGUCAUGCGCUGCCUACUGGCUUACUUCCUGGACAAGACGGCAGAGGAACUGCCCUACCUGAAGUGCCCGCUGCACACCGUGUUGAAGCUCACGCCAGUGGCCUACGGCUGCAAAGUGGAGUCCAUCGGCCUCAACGUCGAAGCUGUCACCACGCACAGAGAGAAACCAGAGAACGUGAACGUCCAUCGAACAACAGAGGACGCCCUGCAGACCAUCCCUGCUCACUUCUGACGCCAAUGUGUGCGGCCUUCCGGCGAGCCUCGUGUUUCCCGCAAGGUGCCCCGUCGUUGCUUUUCCUGUGUCGUGCACUUCCUGUUCACGCGGGUGACUUCCAGACUGAAGUGCCUCCUCCGAUGCAAAAGCACACCUCUGUAGCUCUAAGGUACCAUUUGAAGGAGUUCAUCUCAUUUGACGUUUUGCACUGUCCUCACAAUUUGCUCCAGCGUGAUAUCCGUGUGUCCUUAAGAUUGUACUUUUGCGCAGUAGAGUUUAAGUAUUCUAUUUUUUUUAACUAUCACUAUGGGUUCCAUCCAUCCAAAGAUCAAUUUGCUUUAUAUUUGAAUCACUUAAAUGUGCAAUCUUUGUUUUUGUGAUAGUGUCCUCAAUGUUUAAUAUGCUAUUUGAAGGUUCCUAACCUAAUGUACCUGGUGUUAUAAAAGAUUUUAGAUAUAUGAAGCGCUUAUUCACUGUACUGAAAUGACCUCUGUUGUUUCCACUAACAUGGCUAAUAUGUCUCACUUCAAGCAGAUGUACUGCCUUUAUAGUAGAGAGUGAAUUCUGAUUCUGUGAAGAGUGUGCGCGUGUGUGUACCUGUGUGUGUGUGUGAGAAAAAUAGAGAUCACGUCAGGUCGUGGUGGUGACUCCGUUGAAAUACAAUAAAGUUGUUAUUUUUACACUAUGA